AGGCUACUGCGCAUGCUUCCGCAGGCUUCCGUUUGCGGGCUCUCGGUUUACCUAAAUUUGUCCGCUUAAUCCAAGGCGGAGAAAUCUGACGCAGCGGUUCGGAUUGCCACUGCCGGGCCUUUGACCCAAGCUCUGAGCGUUCCAUCCCCGCCUCCGACAUUAUAAUCCAUCUCGGAACAUUUCAUCCAGUGGUCCGAACAUUCCAGCCCGGCUCAGCCAUGACAGCUCAUUCCUUCGCUGUCCCCAUGGUUAUCUUCACCACCUUUUGGGGCCUUAUCGGUAUUGCCGGGCCCUGGUUCGUGCCCAAGGGACCCAACCGCGGGGUCAUCAUUACCAUGUUGAUCACCACUGCCGUUUGCUGUUACAUGUUCUGGCUGGUUACCAUCCUGGCCCAGCUGAAUCCUCUGUUUGGGCCGAUGCUGAAUAACGAGACCAUCUGGUAUAUCAAUUUCGUGUGGGAGUGACCAGCCGUCAUCACCUGCCCCAGAGGCAUCCAAGUCCAGUGACAAGACAAAAGUCCAGAUGGCUGGUGAUGGUCUGGGAUGCAGUGGAUGACCAUGGCCUCUUUGAUGUCUGACCAAACUCUAUAUUCUCUACAGUGCCUGCUUCAGCCAUAUCAAACCAAAAUUGGAACAAUACAAAGAAGACUGGCAUGGCCUUACACAAAGAUGACACACAUUCAUGAAGCAUUCCAUAUAACCAAUCAUAGGAUUUUUUGACAGGUUAGAAAUAAGGGAAGCGUGCAAGGUUUGGGAAUGCAGGAGGUGUUAAAGGCCUGAGUUGUUCCUGUGGGAAACAUCUUUCUGAUGUCAGCCUUAUCAGAACAUACUAUGCUGGCAGAAAAUCUCUAAAAUAAUGGAAGCACCUUUGAAGAUAGAACCAACCAGGCUUUCGUUUCCAAAGUUACUUUUUCUGAGGAGUAGAUGUUUCCUCCAAACUUAUAAUACACAGUUUUUUUUCUGUUUCUUCCAGCAUUGUGAGCCACCCUGCUCUCUCUGAGCUGUGCAUACUCUUUGACACAGCAAUACCACUACUAGGUCUGUAUCCCAAAGAGAUUAGACAUAGGAGAAAAGGACCCACCUGCCCCAAAAUAUUUAUAGCAGUUCUUUUUGUGGCGGCAAAACUGGAAACUAAAGGGAAGCCAUCAAUUAGGGAAAGGCUGAACAAGUUGUGGUCUAUGAUUGUAAUGGAAUGCUAUUGUGACAAGAUCACAAAAAACCCUGGUACAAAUGAAGAGAGCGGAGUCAGAAUGUCGUACACCGUAACAAUAGUGUAGGAUUGUCAAUGUGGAUGACUUAACUAUUAUCAACAAGGCAGGACCCAGGAGAACUCCAAAGGACUCAUGACAAAAGAGGGUAUCCACCUCCAUAGAAGGAACAGACAAGAGUCCAAAUGCAGAUUGAAACAUACCAUUCUUCACUUUAUUUCCUCCAAGAAUUUUUCUCUCGAGUAAGCAAUAUGUGUCUUGUUUGGCAACAUGAAGAGAAUGGAAAUAUGUAUUGUAUGAUAAUUACAAUUUAUAUCAUAUUACCUGCCUUUUUGGGGAGGGAGAGCAAGAGAAUGUGCAUUGAAAAAUGUCAAAAAAUAUUAAAAAUUAUGUCGACAUAUAAUCUGGAAAAGAUAAAUGAAGUGAUGGAGUCAGUUCCCAAGAUCUUGGUUUUUUGGAUGUUAAGCUUCAAGUCAGCUUUAAAUUCCCCUCUUUCACCUACAUCAAGUGGCUUCUUAAUUCUUCAGUUGCUACCAUCUGGGUGGGAUGGUCUGCAUGGCUGAGAUUGUGAAUAUUUGUCUUGGCACCCUUCUUUCUGGCUUUUGAUUUGCCCAGACUGGCAUUUCACAGGGUGUACUCUGCAUCUAAAGUAAAUAAAACUAAGGUGCCAAUGUAACCAAACCCCCACCUGUAUGCAAUAAUUCUGCCCUUGGAAAUGUAGUCAAGAGACAUAUGAAUGGCUUGGGAUUAUGUCCCACUCAGAGAGAGAAAACUCUAUAAAUGGGCAGAGGGUGGGAUCCCAGUGAUGCCUUUGAGGGGGCUGCUCACUUUCUCCUGGGUGGUUUCCAGAGCUGUCCCAGGACAGCAAAGGGUCAUAAGGAAAACAAAGGACAAGGUCAGCUAGGUUGUCCAGGGUCAAUAGGAUUAGAUCAUUCAGGUGAGUCUUUAAGUGGAAAAAUAAAAUGUGAUUGGAAGUGGGAGCCAUUUGUACCCUUGUGAGGCAGGGCAGGCUUGGAUGGAGAACCGUCCUACUUAUGUUUCUUUCGAUUUUUUUUCCUCAAGGCUCAUCAUAAACGACAAAAAUAAGUUGCCCCCCCCCCAAAUAAUUUCCUGCUUUCGAUUUCAUCCCUCCAGAGUUCCAGGAAGCAGGUUUGAGGAGGGGAACUGCUGAUUUGGGAUGUGAGGGAAAGUUGUGGGGGGAGGGACCAGCAUGCUCCAAUGUCUCCUUUCUCUCUCCAUUUUUUUCCCUUUCUUUUUUCCUUCUCUUGACAGCUCCUGAUUAGCUUACUCUAGGGGAAAAGUCCAGCCUGCAACCCUUAUCUAGAGAAAAGACUGAUCAUUCAAAGGAAAAAGGGAAGGUUAUGGGAAAUAGUUGGCAGGGCUUAUCAGAAUGAGAAAACAUUUCCUGAUCAAGGAAUAUAAGGAGAUAAGGGGAAAUGACAAAAUACUUUAAAAUUAUAAAACUGUGAAAGUCCUUUUACACAAAACUGCAGUCUCUUAUCUGAGGAAAAUAAAUAUUUGUUGUACUGGUAGAGCGACCAUCCACUUGACCAGGCCCUUGGAGAAUUUGUUACAUAUGCUUUCCCUUCAAUACUAGUUGGGAACUAAUAUUAGAUCACCAUGUUGUUAAGGGUUGAGGAAACAAAGGGAUUGUGGGUCCUUUUUUUAACUCCCAGGAGCUCGACUUGUUUAUUGUCAUCAACUAUUAGGCAAGAGAAAUCAAUGACCUGAAAGUCACUGUUAUCUAAUCAGGUACAAUUGGACUUGGGCAGCCAUAUGAAAAUGAAAUUGCAGGACAAGAUAGUCAAAUCCAGUAAUAUUUAUUUAGAGCCUACUUUGUGCCAAGCACUGGGGAUGCAAAGGAAGGCAAAAGACAGUUCCUGCUUUCAAGGGACUCUCAGUCUAAUAUAGGAGACAACAUGUAGACAUCUUAGUGCAAACAAGACACACACUGGGUAAGGUAGAGAUAAUCACUGAGGCACCUGCCUUAAGGCGAUGAGGAAAGGCUUCUUACAAAAGGUGAGAUUUUAGCACCUUUGGAGGAACUUGGAGGAAACCAGGGAAGUCUGGAGGCUAAAAUGAGAAAGGAGAUGAUUCCAAGCAGGGCUGAUAGCCAGUGAAAAAGCUGGGACCAGAAGAAGGUCAGUGUCCCUGCACUCAUGAGUUCAUGGAGGGGAAGAUGGUGGAAGAAUGCUGGAAAGGUAGGAAGGGACCAUUCUAUGAAAGGCUGUAAAGGAUUUUAUAGUGGAUCCUGGAGGCAAGGAGUCCCUAAACUUUGUUGAAUGAGUCUGGGGGAGAGUAUGUGUGACAAAAUAAAACCACCAACACAGCAAGUUUGUAGUGGGGUCUGACCCCAAGGGUGGGAGGAUAAAACUCUGUUCAAUCCAGAAGAAAUUUUUACUAAAAAGAGAGGUUUAAGGAGGUGAAAUAGCCUAAUAGCUGGUGGAAUGGGGUCCAACCAGAUAGCCUUGAGGCUGAUGGGUUAGCCCUGGGACUAACAGAGUAGCCUAAGGUGUGAUGGAGUAGUAGUUCCAGGUGUGGAGCAGCCCAUCCAGGUAUGGAAUAGCAGUCCCAUAGCCCUGUGGACCAGGGUGCACACUUAUUAAUGUCUAGAGGCUUGUCACCUUCCAUUCCAGGGACAUCUUCAUCUUUUCUCAUUACAGCCCUGAAAACCCUGGAAAAUGGGCAGGGCCAAAUUCAGGCAAAGGUAUGGUUUUGGAGUUGACACUUUGAGGACAUCAGAAAGAGAAUAAGGAACACGUGCAGGUUUGGGUGGUUCCCCUGCACUACCAGAGUCCUUAGUGCACAUGUUCCUCCCAUUGUCCCGCUUGCCAUUAUUUGUCAAUGUGGGAGAGAUAUUACUACUCUUCUGGAAUGUUUCAUUUGGAGGUGAGAACAUGGGAGGGGGAUACAAUACCACAGAUGAUGACUGUAGGUAAUUAAUAAUGCCUAACAGUUCAGAACUAAAGUAAAUGCAUCGCAGUCUGAGUAAAUAAUAAUGCAGAGCAGCACAAAGCUGAUGGCCUUGGAUAGAACAUAUGAAUAGGUGGUUAACAAUACAGAAUGGUCCACUGAUUAUUAAUACAGUCUGCAAUUUAUGCUUGACUAAUGCUGAAACUACAGAUUUUGCAAUUUAUGUUAAACUAGUGCUAACUGGUGAGAAAUACAAAAUUCCAGAACAUGAGGUUCCUGUUUCUGUUAUUGUCCCUCACUGCCUACUUCCUGUCUCCACUGGGGGAAGUCUAGAAAAGGAAAAAAAAAGGCCAGGGGGAAAAGAGGAGGGUAAUUUUUUCCCAAUGGGGAGAAGAUAAGUAAUUAGGUCUCUUAAAUUUUUCUACUUUUUUUUUCUCAUUUUCACAUCUCCAAAUAUUUUAAAUGAUAGUUUGUGGAACAAACUGACUUAAAUACAAUAUAUUUUUAUAUUACCAAACUGAGACUCUAAAUCUGUAAAGGAUGCUUUAAAAAUAAGGAAUAGCUUAUAUUUGAGACUUUCCCAAAAUUCGAUAAAAAACCUCCAUAUUUUAUCUUUCAUCUCUCUGUAUCUUCUACUAAAUCUUAAAUUCUCUGACUUUAUAUUUUAUUUCAUUUUUUCCACACUAAUUUUUUGGUUGGGGUUUGGUUAAUGAUGAGGUAAUCCUAGAAGAUUCUCAGGAGGUGAUGAGAAAAAUGGGAGUCAGAAUAAAUGAUUUGGGAAGGCUUCUUGCCACUGGGCUCUACAUUCUUUAAGAAUUGUAUGUCUUGGGGGCAGCUGGGUAGCUCAGUGGAUUGAGAACCAGGCCCAGAGAUGGGAGGUCCUAGGUUCAAAUCUGGCCUCAGCCACGUCCUAGCUGUAUGACCCUGGGCAAGUCACUUAACCCCCAUUGCCAGCCCUUACCACUCUUCUGCCUUGGAACUAAUACCUGGUAUUGAUUAUAAGAUGGAAGGUAAGGGUUAAAAACAAAACAAAACAAAGCAAAACUGUAUGUCUUUAUGAAUUCAGUUCAUAGCAGAAACUAGAUAUAAAAGAAUCCUGGUUGUUAGGUCUUAAAUUAUUUUUUGAAAUACAAUUUCAUGAAUUCAGAUAUCAAAGGGACAAUUAGCUCUGCAACCUUUAAAAAGAUAUUUUGAUAAUUCUCAUAAUAUCUCCAGUACCUUUCAUUUUCUUCUGACUCUUUUUUAUCAGAAAAGUUGCUCUUUUGCUUUUCAUAUUCCUCCUUUUGCUUCUCAUAUUCUUCCUUUUCCUUCUCAUAUUUUUUCUUUUCCAUCUCAUAUUCUUCCUUUUCCUUCUCAUAUUCUUUAUUUAGCUUCUCAAACUUUUCAUUUUUAUUUUCCCAGUUUUUCAUUUUCUUUUCCCAGUUUUCCAUUUUCUUUUCCCAGUUUUCCAUUUUUUCCUCCCACAUUUGCUUUUUCUGCUUCAACUCUUCCAUUAGUUUCUCAUAUUUCUGCCUGAUUUCUUCAAUACUCCUCUCAAACUGCUCCUGAUCACAUUGUUGGAGUGCCUUCAUGUCUUUCUGGAGAAGCACUUCCACAGAUUCAUAUAUCUUAUUGGUGUAAUAGGUACUUCCAUUAUCUUGCACCAUACUCUCAAUCAUGGCCAUCAGCUUUGAAACCUGGGCAUCUCUCUGGGCUCCACUAGCAUUAUUGUCAAAUGCACAGCAUCGAUUUUCACACUUCUUCAACAAGUCCUUGAAGUAUGAGUCUUGAAUAGUUUCUAAGUAAUCCUCUAUACUGUCUUCUAGUUUAUCUUUUCCAGUGAAUAAAAUGAUCAAAAACUUCACAGCUUCAGGUCCUAGAAUCUUAAAAAGACUUUCAAUGGCUGUCUUCUCCUCAUGAGUGAAAGGACCCACAUGUAACACCAAUAAUAUAGCAUGUGGUCCUGGAGAGGAUAGUGCCAUGAAAUGAGCUAUUUCAUUCAAAUUUUCUUGCUCUGGAGCAUCAGUGUAAAAAAUGCCAGGAGUAUCAACAACAGAGAUGCUCCUUCCAUUCCUACUGGUCCAGGCUUUCCUACAGACCUUGGUGACUGACCCUGCUGAGCACUUGGACUUAAAUUCUCUCCUCCCCAAGAGGGUGUUUCCUGUGGCACUUUUCCCAGCCCCUGUUUUGCCCACAAGGACCAUUCUGAGUUCUGACUUCCUUGGGUCUCCUCUUUUGUUGUUGGUAUCUGUAGGAAACAAGCAAGAAAGGAGAAUGAAUGACCGGGUUUAUUAUAUGACUGUAAUAAAACCCUGUUCAAAAAUCCUAAUAUGACCUGGGAGUUGACCCUUGGGUUCUUGAAGUCUAUGCCAAUGGAAUCUAAGCUAAGACUUUCAAUAAGCUUUGAGUAUGGGCCAGCUCUCUUUUAUUCCAGUGAAGUUCAUAGAUCCUUCAUCUCCAGAAGGAAAGAAACCACCACUAGGUGAUAAUUUUGGAAGGCCAGUGGGGAGAAGAUGGGGUUUCUUAGACUUGUACUACUAUAAAUGCCACCCUUCCUCUGGGGAAUAAAAUGAAUGAAUAGUACUGGUUGUUGGAGAACUUAUAUAUUCAUGUCCAUAUUUUAAAAGUUAUAUUAUACCCAGUUAUAUUAAUAAUUGAGGCCUUUUCAUCCAUGUCAAGAUUUUUAUCUAAUAUUUUGAAUCAGAAUUUCAUAAUUGGAGAAAAGCUAUAAUCACCUCCAUCAGAUGACCUUUGAUUUUCCCUUGAGAAAAAACCCAACGCCAUCCUUCUAGUACUCUCUGGGAAGACUGACGGGCGAUUAAUUAGUUACUAUUCUGUUUGCCUAGGUAGUUUUCCUUUUUCCUUUUUCUUCUUUUUUUAAAAGAUAGGUUCUACUUUAUUUGUGCCUUGGUAUUUCCAAAGCUUAGCAUGGUAGUUUGCAUAUGGUGCAUAAUUAAUGUUUGUUGCCUUGAAUUCAACCUAACUAUAUCCUGACUAUCAUUACUAGUCAGUUUUAUAUAAGAGUAAUGUAAGAAGAAGGAACAUCUCAGGGUGAUGUUAGUUCCAGAGGAUCCAUGGACAAUCAAAUGAGGUUACAGUGAACUUUUGAACAUUAGGGUGGGUUUUGGCCUUGCUUCUCAGUGAUGCUGGUCAGGACAAUAUUCUAUAGUUAAUGUUUUUACUCUUCUUUCUUUUAAGACUGAAAAAUAAUAAUUUGUCUUCUUGUAGUAUUUCCUUUUUAAAAAAUCAUAGACAUUAAUUUUUAAAUGUAUUAUAACAUACAAUAAUAAUGUAAUAUAUAUUUGUUAUAAAUAUGUAAUAAAUGAUAAUAAAUCUAUCCAAGACAAAUUCUCACAUAAGCCAUGUCUCUUUUUUAUGCCUCCUUCAUACUCUUCUCAAUUUUCCCAGAAGGCAAGUAAUAUUAUAUAAGUUGAAUAUAUAUUAUCAUAUAAUACAUAUUUCCCUGUUCAUCAUUAUAUAUAUAUACUAUAUAUAUAUAUAUAGUAUAUAUAUAUAUCACAGAGAUAUAUUGCUUACAGUAGAGAAAAAUUCAUGGAGGAAAUAAAGUGAAGAAUGGUAUGUUUCAAUCUGUGUCUGGACUUCAUCUAUUCUGUUUCUUGAUUCCUUUUCCUUUCAUCCCUAAAGCCAACUUAAAGAAAACUUAUGACAGUGUCAACAAAACUCUAACUGAUACUUUUGUCUGGUCUCUGUAGUUCAAUAGCUCUUCUUAUUAAGUAUAUGUGAAUAUGAUUUUAGAUUCUUAUAAAUUUGCCCCUGCAAGCGCUAUCAUUCCUUAUGUAGGAAUGUAAAUGAUUCAGUAUUGAUUAUAAAAUGUAAAUAAGAACACACAUAUUUGUGCCUAUAUUAAUAUGUAAAUCUAUUUUCCUUUUGUUAGAAUCUUUGUGUAUUAUUCUCAGACCAGGAAUGCAGUAUGUAGAAGUAAAUUACAAUAAUAAUCUAGGGUUUGAUAGAUCCAAAGAUCUAAACUUUGGGGGCAAGAACUCAAUAUUUGACAAAACUACUGUGUAAUUGGAAUCAGAACUCCAGAACUACAAUUCCCAGCACUCUACUCUCCUCACAUUAUGUGCUGAUGUAGGGAGGAUAUAAAUUUGGUGUAGCCCAGCCUUUUGCUCUCUCUUCCUGUGAUUGGGUUUGGUGGAGGUGGCAUGAGGUGAGAGCCAGGAGACUAUUGCUCAUGUGCUUUACUUUCAUUAGAUAAUUAGGUUUUUAUACUUCUAUUUUCUUUUUAUUCCUUCUACUUCAAGUGAUUACUAAUAAACUUUAUAAAAUUAAUACUUGUAGUGUUGGACAUUAAUUUAAAUCCUAUUUUCAUGGCAAACAGAAGUCUGGAAUUUAGGACCCUUACUAAGUGAGUAGCUUGGUUUGAAAAAAAAAUGCAUUUCUCUCCUGUUAUGGCCUUAUUGAACCUCCUUCCCCCUACUACCUCCCCUCCCAUCCAGGGAACUCCAGCUGCUACUGUUACUGUUGCUGCCACUCCUGCUACUGCUGCUGCUGCAUCCUGCUGCAUCCUGCUUCUGUCUCCCUUGUUAACUGCCUGGGGGUCCUUGCUGAGCCUGCAGAUGACUCCCACUGCUGACUGCCCACCUGAGAAUCAUUUGGAAGUGGAAGGGUGAGAUCUAAGUCCCACUUUUGCAGCUGGAGAGCCAUUGUUCACUGUGGCCUGAUAAGUCAGGUGUGUGUGUCUUUUUCCAGCAGCAAUUAGCCUCUAACCCUCCUGACUCCUUUCACCUGAUGGUAGCAACCCUGAUCCUCCAACAACCUACCGUCUUGCAGCUCAGAAUCCCAGAGUGUUGGAGGAAGUUAAUAAUUUCAGCUAUUUUUUUUCUUGUUAUUAGAAGGUAUUAAUUAUUGAGCUGAAUUAAGAAAGUUUAGCCUUAUCUUACUCCUAGAAAUUUGAUAUUUUUUUAGGGCUUUCCUAAAUCCCCACAUGGGUCUUAAGUGUGGUAGUCACUUAAACCCUUUUUGAUAUCCCAGACCAGCUCAACUAAAUAGCUUUGAGGAGUUUUUACCUUCACUGUGCCUAAAAUAGAAAGAAAAAAUUGGUUUUUCCUCACUAACUUAGCCUCUGGCUAAAGCCUUUCAGCCACCCUCCAUUCAAAGGCUGAUUGAGGUAUGUCUCCAUCUACUAGCCUUAUGAGGUCUUUACUCCUAGCCAGUACAUACUAGGCUAGCACCACCUGCUAAAAGGAAGUAGAUUUGCAACCAAUUUAAUAAGUAGAAUUGCAAGCAUGGUCCAGUUUCCUGUUUAUAUCAAACAGCUCCCAUUCUGGGAGAGCAUUACAGAGCUCACAUAACUCAAAGUUUUAGGGUGUCUUUUAUUACUACUAUUCCUUGGUGGACUUUUCCUUGUGAUUAGCUCAAGUAAUCCUGAGAUUCAGGGGGGAGAAUCAUUUCCCUACGCUUCCUUGCCAUUUUGGCCUGCCCAGUCUCUGCAGUACACCUAAUAUGUGAUUCAUCCACACUAUUUCCAGUGUGGUUAUGGAGAACCCCAAAGGUGUGACCCAAGGAAUCUAGAUGGAUGAUGAUACUUGGGAGGGAAAGGAACCUUAAAGAGUUUGGAGGUGAAUUUUUAUCUUUUCAGACUCCAAUGCUAAUUGUUUUAGUUUGUUCCCCUUCAAAUAGUGAAGAAGUCUCUGUAAUGCACCUAUUGGAAUUAGGGAAAAGGACUCUUGAAUUCACUGCCUAUAUCCUGUCACAUAUAUUGUAUUUGCUGUUUGUUUUAAGACUUAAUUUUGUUUUUUAAGUUCAUAUAUUCAUUUAAUCUAAUAUAUUCUGUAACACUAUGUCACUUUCUGUUACUGUAUUUUGGCCAUUAGCUAUAUGUACUGUUACAUUACAUUUAUUUGUAUCUUCCUCUAUUACUGGACUAGAGAGAAUACUAUUAUAAAAAAUCCACAAACAACUUGUGCAAACCCUUUUCCAUGGCAAAACCAUAGGUCCUUAUGGAUGCUGGGUUUGUCACUAGAUCCAUUGAGGUCACAUGUUACCUAAAUGGCCUUUUGUUCCUUUUUGCCUUUGUUAAUUGUCACAUAGAUGAUGAUGGAUGGACUCCAUCAAACUGGUCACAAUGUUUAUAUAACCUUUGGAGAAUCUAAUGACCUAAAAAUUUAAGUGAAUUCUUUUUAAAUGAUUUUUCAGGAUAUCUAGGAGCACCACUACUUCUGACUGAUCAUUUGCCUAUCUUUGAGUUGUUUGUAACUAAAGGUAAAGGGUCCAUUUAGUAGUUGAAGUGAAUAGCACUAUUAUGAUCCCCAUCUCCACAUUUAUAAAAAUGUAAUGAAUGAGGCAUAGAAAGACAUGCCUUUUACAGCUGUUACAGUCUCAUCUGGGAUGGGGUAAGGUUUUCCUAGGUGGCAGGGUACCUCUAGAGGGCUUAUUAGAGGGAGCAUUUGCCAUGAAGCCUAGUGACUUCUGAAUUUUUUUUUUUAAUAUUUGAAAGUCUUCAGCUUACUCUACCUUUCCACCAGAAUGAUCUAGAUUCUUGGUGACAUUUUAGACCCAAAAGGUUUAGACCCCAAAAUCAGCAAUACAGAGGUUUGUUUUCUGCUUGACUUCUCUGCCACAUUUUGGAAUGAUGGUAGUAAUAGGCUUUGUUAAAAAUAUCUCAGCCAAGGUUGAACAAUUGGCUAGAUCUGGAGAACUUCUAACAAGUAUCCAUGAGCUUCAAAAAAAAUAUAUUUUUUAUGUCACACAGCAACUCAUGUGAAUCCUAUAUGAUAGUGGGUUUGUUUGCUAAUGUCAUUUAAUGGGCUCUUGUGAUUUGGGGUAUUUUGGUACUUCUUUGAAUGUGCAUUACCUAUUAUACUACUGUUUUAUAAAGCUGUUACCUGGUAAAAAAUUAUUUGCACUCACACUGUGGAUCAUAGCCAAGUUAUAAAGGAAAUGGAUCUCAUUUUUGGGUGAGAAACCUUUAUAUUGUGCUUCUCCUUGGGCAAACAUAGUGUGUCAUUGAUUGUGAACUAUAUAUUUUUGAUUUAAAAACCAUUUUUAUCAUUGUUUUUUCUUGUAUGUGCAAUACAAUAUUUGAAUUUUCUUUUUUUCUCACACUUUUCAUACUUGAAGCACAUUACCAAUAUUAAGGUUUUUUUUUAUUCUGAGCUAAUAUAAGUUUACAAUAUCCAUUAGCCCUAAUAUUAAUGCAUACCCAAAUCUUUUAGACUACAGAAACCUGCCAUUGAUUGCUAAAUAUUAUGGGACUUUGAUUAAUGAUUUUGUCUGAUUCCAGGAGAAGGGAUCACAAAAGAGCUAUUAUACAGUGUUAAGUAGCACAAGGUCAAGGAGACCAACCAAUCCCUGUGGGAUAGAUGAGAAUCUGUGCCAAGACAGAGAACUUGUAUUGGGGUUUGAGGAAGUGGCCGUUUGACAAUAUGCCAGAUUCAGACAAUGUACCUCAGUAGAGCUGCCAUUAUGACUCCCCUGUCCCUAAGUGCAAAGGUAAAAUCAGACUAGAGAAUAUUUCCCAUUUGCUGCUAAAAUCUAGUUCCUUUUCCAUCUUUCAUAGUUUGGCAAUUUUCUGUAGUCCUGGCUACUGAUUGGGCAAGUACAUACCAUUGAAGGACAUAAAUAACUUCAUUGAGCCCUGAUUCCAGGACUCAUUAUGGACUUACUCUCUCUUACUAAGAAUUUUUAUAUACUAUUUAAUUUUGAUUUUUUCUUUUCAUUUAUUUGUUCUUUUUUAACUUCCUUUUUACAAUUGAUUCACAUACCUUGUAACACAGACAUGUAUCCCUGGGUGAUCUGCGUGUUUGUUAAUACCCUCCUCAGGGGGGAUUGUAUAAUUGCCAUAAAAUUCUAGUUUUAUAAAAA
Molecule: messenger RNA, 11926 nt
Organism: Monodelphis domestica (gray short-tailed opossum)
Lineage: Eukaryota; Metazoa; Chordata; Mammalia; Didelphimorphia; Didelphidae
Source: RefSeq, a predicted model, not a curated record